GUUAUCUCUUCAAGGAACAAAAUGGUGGAUGAGUAUACCCAUGUUGUGUAGUGCCCUAGUAAAGGUGGCCGAGGGAAGGAACUUCUUAUCACGAAUUACUCAAAGUUUCAAAUUCGAUGUUGUAAUAUUGUUGUAUUUUUAUAAUUGUCAGAUCAAAAUGGGUAGACUUUGUGUAGUCGCUUCGCUCAACUAAAUGCAGUUCGUACCUAGUACGUUAAUGGUACGACUCUGGGAUAAUCAUCACCACUUUUGGUUGCCCAACUUCCAAGGCAAUUCAAAAUUCCAAAUCUUAAUCUAUGGUCCAUCAAAAUUUGAACCAUAACGAGUAAAAGUAGAAUAAUACCUCACCUGGAAAAGUUUUGUAUUACAGGGCUCGCUUUCACGUCAAUCGUGACUAAUUUUAUCUCAAAAUGGCCAAAGUCUUGGCCAAUAUCUACGACCUACUUUACCCUAGUCCGCCAGCUCUGCAAGAUCUCGCAGCAAUCGCAAUUGCAGCAAAAUUGUGGCAUAAAAGAACCAUCGAGAUUUUAUGUGAUGAGAAUUCAUCGGAAGAAGACGCUAUAGAAUAUUGUUAUGGGCCUGAAAUUUCAUUGCGCAGCGAUUUCCCUCAGCUACCAUCUACCAUUCUUUCCAUAGUGGAAGGAUAUUUUGAUAAACUUCGAUUUUCAGAUUCCGGUGGUUCCAGUGAGAAUUCGGUGGAGGAUUUUCUUGAUAUCGUUUGCAAUUUCUACGGAACUAUUGAUAACGAUAAACUUGCAAAACUUGCGAUGUCAAGUGAAGAAGUCAGCGAUGUCGAAAAGUUCAAGAUUGCUUGUAGAUUUUGCUUGGAGGAUGAUAUAAAACGAAUUUGGCCAUCUGUAUCGGACUCGGAAGACUUGAACUUGGAUGAUGAUUAUUUUCAUUUUCAUAGUGAUCCUUUGGUGUAUUACUGGGUUCACCGUCUACGAAAUCAGUUGCAUAAAACCCCCUUAUCAGAUUAUGGUUAUGCUAUUAUCGAUGGAAGAGAAAUCCAAAUGUUUAAUAGUAAUUGGUCAGUCGUCGAGUACUUUUGGAAAAGUUCGAAAGUUGCGGAUCGAAAAGAAAGUGCAGCUUAUUUACUUAAACAUAGGGGACAGAUAUUCUGUAGGUAUAUAUUUGCAAGAUUGACCGAGGAUGAACUGAAUACAUUGAUGACUGAAAGAAGGGAUAGUUUUUUGUGUACUUUAUUGAAUAGUAAUUUUCGAGCUGGGAACUCAGACGACAGCAUCGCUGGUGGUUGCAUUUUAGCGGUAUGGGAAUAUAUUAAACAUAAAGUAAGUGAAAGGGAUUUUAUUUGCGCCGUACGAGAGAUUAUAAAAAAACAGACUGUAUCCUUGGGUGACAUUUGGAGCGAUGAGUCUUUCUCUUACCAGUUUUGGAAUCGUACACCAGAUCAUUUAAAACAGGUUGCCAUCCAAGAUGUUUUACUUGAUCGAUCUUUAUUCGUGAAGAAUACCCCUAGUUGUCAUAGAAAUAAUUGGCUUAUACGGUCUGUUUUGGCUGAUGCACCUUUUGAAGCUAGAAGCGUUUUUUGGAACGCAAAUUGGCGUGUUGUAUUACCUGGUACAAAAAUGGAAGAUUUGCAACAAUUUCUCACCCUAUGUUGCGAGACUGAAAGCGACAUUAUUCUGUUCAAAAAUAAUAAUUUGUCUAAAUAUGAAAACGUUGGACAAUUCUGCUUGGAAUACCUGAAAAAAUUCAGUUUCGAUGAAUUGAACCAAUAUUUAAAUUUUUGCUGCGUGGAGAAGGAAACCAUUUCAGCUUUACAACUCGAGUUGUUAACUGAUUACCUAAAUUUUCUCCGUGGAACUUGUCCUCCUGUGAACAAUCUUACUAAAGAAAACAAUUUCAUUCAUCAUAUUCAUUCCCUGUGUGCGUUCAUCGACGAUGUUUAUAACGAUAUCGACCUCGCAGCUGAUUUCAAAACUCAGGUCUUGUUGGCUCCUCGAACGAUCGAACUUCUAGCUAGAUAUGUCAUUGAGAAUCAGCUUGAGGAAGUAAUGCAGUUUGUCCUUGUCGACUCAUUUGCGGUAUCUGAGGAAGCGACGAAUAAUUUUAAACAUCUUUUGGUGCCUUCUGUGGUGAAUCUCCUGUCAACUGGAGAGAGUCUUUAUUUCAAAUUUGAUAAUAACGGUUUUGAAAGUUUUAUGCGAUGGUGUUUUGGAAGUGACGAUGAGAUCUCAGCAUUUAAACGAACUGUUCCUGUUGAUGAAAUCGUUCGAAAUAUCCUAAACGACCAGCGCAACGCCCAGGAUUACAAUGAUGAAGAGUGGCGUGAAUUAUAUUCUGACCUCGGUAAAUUUUUAGAAUGGGUUUGUUCCUCUCCCGAGGAGAUUGCAGAGUUUAAGAAAAAGUUCGAUGGGUUUGAAGAAUACACUAAAUAGUGAAAAUGGUCUAGCAUUAUUCAUUUUUUAUUUAUAUUGCAUAUUUUUUAAAAAGAUAAUUGUUUGUUUUUUUGUUACUUAUAUGAAUGGAUUAUUAAUGACAAUAUGUAUAGAUAAUUUGUGAACUGAAAUAUUACCUUUUCAUUGUUGUUACCCAUUUCAUUUUAUUAUUUAUGUACAUGAUGAUCAUCAUCUCGUUGGUUGGAAGUAAACUCAUUUUUGUCA
Molecule: messenger RNA, 2627 nt
Organism: Planococcus citri (citrus mealybug)
Lineage: Eukaryota; Metazoa; Arthropoda; Insecta; Hemiptera; Pseudococcidae
Exons: 2
Coding region: 411-2402 (663 amino acids)
Source: RefSeq, a predicted model, not a curated record